This is a messenger RNA of Symbiodinium necroappetens, 1368 nucleotides long. The record is from the annotation of a GenBank genome assembly. NCBI's taxonomy places the organism in Eukaryota, Dinophyceae, Suessiales, Symbiodiniaceae.
AUGGCCAAGAAGACCGACUGGCGCUUGCCUGUGGCCUGUGUGAAGUACAACAUUGGCUCCUUUCUUGCGGUUUUCUCACUGGGCCUCCUCGGCUUCUGGCAAAACCCUGCGUGGGCAGACUGUCCAGGCCUUGAGGAGAGCUCAUCCUUCCGGCUCCGCCGUGGCUUAAACGAAGCCCUGAAGGAAUGGAGCUCUUCUCAGACACAGGGCAAAGAGGACCUUGACAACUCGCUUGAGGAAUCGCAGGAGGACAGUGUUGAAGACUCGGAAUCGGAAAUCCCAAAGCAGGAUCCGGCCGAGGACUCGGAAGGCCAAGCCGUGAAGCCCGCGAGCACUCCAGAGCCGGCACCAGUGAGUGCCGGUUCUCCUGUAGUUGACAUUGCGCCUGCUCGUGCUGCAGCACAUGCCCCUGCCCAAGGCAAGUCGAAGUGGGUGUUCUGCGCAGGACAGUGGCAGGAAUGCACCUGUGAUGGUGUAGUGCGGUGGGGAAACAACGACAAGUGGCUCUACAUCAAGCCGAAAGCAGCCGGGGAACUUCUCACGGUAAAGUGCAGCAUCCAGGUCCUGAACGAUAUUCUUCCAGGCGAUGAUGGCAAGCAUUGCGAAUGUCAGGUGACGCCGGGAACGCCUUUCUACCAAGGACUGAACCCCAUGUGGCUGCUCCCGGAAGAAGCCGAAGCUGAGGGUGCGGCUUUGGUAUCGUCUUGCGACAUCUUUGAGUUGGCCAAGGACAGAGGCCUUUGGGGUCGCAACCAGUGGCGGGCAGUCGAGGCGUUUUGCUCUGAAGAUUGGACAGAAACAGCAGACUCCCGUGCGGGCGACAGGCAGAUGAGCCUGGACAUCAUGCGUAAAUUGAUGCAGGCUCGAGUCGAUCCGCGUUUCAAGGAUGCUUACAAGGCUCACUUCGCCCAAUCUGGUGAGAUGCGGGGCUGGACGCCGAAGGCUUAUGUCAACUAUUUCGCGAGUACUCCAUCCGGGAAGCACGCGAAGAUGACAGAAGAGCUUGUUCGAUCCGUACACCGCUUCUCCAAGAAGGUGAUCAUUGUGGUGAAUUUCGGCAUGACGACGUCAGCGAAGCUUACCCCAGAGCGAUAUCCUCGCCUGAUUCUGCUGCAUGCUGAUCCGAUGGAUUCCGCAUUGAAGAGAAGCUUCAACUUUAACAAGCUUCGUGCCUUCCUCUUUGCACGGGCUUUGGCAGGGGUUGGCUUAGACUCCGACCAGUUUGUCGCACCCGGCGUCGACCAACUCUUCGAGAUGACUGAGCGAGAGAUCACUGCAAACUAUCCACUCCCCAUCAUGCCAGUUCACUUCCUGGACCGAGGACCCAAGGAUCUAGGCGUCUGGUGGAGCCGAUACUGUGUUGAUACA